This is a messenger RNA of Nyctereutes procyonoides (raccoon dog), 5182 nucleotides long. RefSeq names its product zinc finger protein 41 (gene ZNF41). Lineage: Eukaryota; Metazoa; Chordata; Mammalia; Carnivora; Canidae. The transcript is spliced from 5 exons. Gene Ontology annotation, biological process: regulation of DNA-templated transcription. The record is from RefSeq and is a predicted model, not a curated record. The coding region runs from base 2282 to 4567 and encodes 761 amino acids.
CAUAAUCAUAUUGUAUUGAUUUGUUGCUCUUUGGGUAUGGCUUCUUUGGGCAACAUAAUAUUCAUGAGAUGAAAUUCAUGCCUGUCGUGUGUGGCAAUUUGCUCAUUCUUGUUACUGUAUGGUACUUCCUUGUAUGAAUAUAGGACAACUUGUUUAUCCAUUCUGAUGUUGAUGAUCAUUUGCAUAAUUUUCAGUUUUGAAUAAAGCCACUCUCAACAUCAUCAUACUUGUCUUCCAGUCAGUAUAUGUUCAUAUUUCUCCUGAGUAUAUUCCUAGGAGUGGAAGGGCUAGCUCACAGGCUAUUGCAUGUGUUCAGCUUUUGUGGAUAACACCAAACAGUUUUAUAAAGUUUUGUACUGUUUGAUGCUCCUCAAAAACAAUAUAUUGAGUUUCUAUUGCUCAUAUCCUCACUAGCUCUCUUGGUUAUUUUCCAUCAUUUUCAUUUGAGCCAUUUCUGGUAGAUAAGAAGGAUGAUCUGAUUGUAGUUUAAUUUAUACUUCCUUGCUAACUAAUGAAGUUGAGCAUCUUUUCCUAUGCUUAUUUGCUGCUUGCAUAUCUUUGGGAAAUGUCUCUUUCCUAAUAAGAAGUUUACUCUUCUUAUUGUUUCUAUUGAUUUCUAGGAAUUCUUGAUGUAUUUGAGAUAUGAAUUGUUUGUCAGAUACUAGUAUUACAGUCAUCUCCCACUGUGGGAUUUGCCUUUUUUUUUAAAGAUUUUUAUUUAUUUAUUCAUGAGAGAGAGAGAGACAGAGACACAGGCAGAGGGAGAAGCAGGCUCCAUGCAGGGAGCCUGAUGUGGGACUCCAUCCCAGGUCUCCAGGAUCAUGCCCUGGACUGAAGGUGGCGCUAAACCACAGAGCAACCCGGGGUUGCCCCUGCCUUUUCACUCUUAAUUUUGUCUUCUGGUGAAUCAAAGUCUUUAAUUUUAGUGUAGUCUAAUUUAAUAACCUUUUAUUCUACCAGAUAUCAAAACUUUAAGAUUUUAUUUAUUUAUUCAUAAGAAACACACACAGAGAGACAGAGACAUAGGCAGGGGGGAAAGCAGUCUCCCUGCGAGGAGACCAAUGUGGGACUCCAUCCCAGGACCCCGGGAUCACAACCUGAGCUGAAGGCAGACGGACAAUCAACUACUGAGCCAGUCAGGCUUAAGAUAUCAAACCUUGAUAUGAAGCACAUUAAUUAAGACACUGUAGUAUUGGUCCAAGAAUAGACUAACAGACCAGUGGAAACAGAGAGGAAUGAACCUCCACAUAGUCACAAACCAACACUGCAGAGCAGUGGAGAAAAGAUAGUCUUUUCAAUAAGCUAUGCUGGAUCACCUUGAUAUACAUAUGGAAGAAAUGAAUCUUGACCCUAACACAUAUAUAUAUACCAAAAUCCUUCCCAAGAAGGCUAUAAAUAAAUGUGAAAGAUAGAACAAUACAAAUUUGGAAGAAAACAUUAAACAUCUUUAUGACCCUGAGGUAGGCUAGGUUUUCAUAACUAAGACAUAAUGAGUGCCAGCCAUAACACAAAGAAUGGUAAAUGGCAUGGCAUGUUUCUUUCCAGUGCUUCAUUUCACAUCUUUGUCUUUGUGUUUUAAAUGUGUGGCACCUGUAUUUUUUUGUUGUUGUUAACCAAUCCCAAAGUCGUUAUCUUUUAUGGCAGGAUUCAGCUCAUUCAAUUUAGUUGAAUUGUAGCAUAGUAAAUUUUGUGCCUUCUAUUAUUUUAUGUUUACUAUUUAUUUUACUUGAUUUAUAUUUCCACUCUUUCCUUUUCCUAUUUUUGCUGGUGUGGUCACAUUUCUUUUAAUUCCCCUCUAGGUUCUCAUUAUCUUGGAAUUCUGAUAGUUUGGAAUUUUGAUUAUUUUUAUCAAUUUCUGCUAGUGGUUGCCUUCACCUUCCUUACAAAUAUAAUUAUCUAUAUUUUCUCUCUUCUUAGGUCCAAUAAUGUUGUAAUAGUCUUUGGAUCUAGUAAUAGAGUAUCCAGCACAGAGAGCUGCCCCCUUGAUGCCCCCAGGAAGGAUUUGUGGGGGUGAGUGCUGAAUGACUGACCACAUGGACACUGGCUUUCCAGGGUUUCUUGGAGUCUCUGUGGAGUGCCUGGGCCAGACCCCAUAAUAGAGGCUAUAGGACCUACCUUGCAGCCCCAGCAGCUGAUUUGAGUCCACAGGUGCACCCUUGACUUCAGGCUCCCAGAGAGAGCAGAGUCAUCAUCAAGAGAGCCUGGGAGUUGAGGCCCAGCAGGAACAUGUCAGCUAACCGGAGUGCUCCCCAGUGGUCCUCGGUCCUGGCUGCAGAGGGACAUGGCAGCUCAUGUGAGGAUUGUGUUGUUACAGAUCUCCAUGUCAUUCGAGGAUGUGACCGUGGACUUCAGCAGGGAGGAGUGGCAGCACCUGGACUCUGCUCAGAGACUACUGUACCGGGAUGUGACACUGGAGAAUUACAGCCAUUUGUGCUCAGUGGGGUACCAGGUUCCCAAACCAGAGGUCAUCUUCAAGUUGGAACAAGGAGAGGAGCCAUGGAUUUUGGAGACAAAAACCCCACAUCAGAGCUGUUUGGAUGAGGAUGUUGGGGAAAUGCAACAACAGAGAAUUCCUGGAAAAGUUUUGUUCCACUGUGAGAAAUUUGGUCAAUCCAUAGGAAAAAAUCCAUUAUGUUCCAUUUUAGAAGAAUUGUGGCAAAAUAAUAACCAGCAAGAGAGAUCUCAAGAAAACCAAAACAACCCUUUAAGUCAUGUGAAAGUACUGAUUAAGGAGAGGGGCUAUGAAUAUAAAAAUAUUGAAAAAAUAAUUCAUGUGAGUACCAAGGUUGUUCCUUCAACUAAAAGACUCCAUAACUAUGACACAUUUGGAAAGAGUCUGAAGCAUACUUUAAACUUACAUAAUCAUAAUAAAAGCAGUGUAACAAAGAAGCUUGAUAAGAUUUUUGGAAAUGAUAAUCUUGCCCAUAGCUCUUCCUCUACUGAGAAUGCUAAUAUAGGAGCAAAUUCCUGUGAAAUUAAUCAAUGUGAAAAACAUCUUGGCAACAAACAAGUUCUCAUUCACCAUCAGAAAAUUCAGACUGGGGAGCAACUGUAUGUAUGUACUGAGUGUGUAAAAAGCUUCCCCCAGAAGUCACAUCUCUUUGAGCAUCAGAGAAUUCAUGCUGAGGAAAAAUCCCAUGAUUGCCAUAAAAGUGACAAAGUCCUCAUUCAAAAGCCACAGAUUGAUGUACCUCAAAGUGUUUAUACAGGAGAUAAACCCUAUAUAUGUACUCAGUGUGGGAAGGCCUUUACUCUCAAGUCAAACCUCAUUACACAUCAGAAAAUUCAUACGGGGCAGAAACCCUAUAAAUGCAGUGAAUGUGGAAAAGCCUUUUUCCACAGAUCAUAUCUCUUUAGACAUAUGAGAAUUCAUACAGGAGAAAAACCGUAUGAAUGCAGUGAAUGUGGAAGAGGCUUCUCCCAGAAUUCAGACCUUAAUAUACAUCAGAAAACUCAUACCGGAGAGAAACACUAUGCAUGCAGUGAAUGUGGGAAAGCCUUCACAAGAAAAUCAGCACUUAGAAUGCAUCAGAGAAUUCACACAGGAGAGAAACCCUAUGUAUGUACCGAAUGUGGGAAGGCCUUCAUCCAGAAAUCACAUUUCAAUACACAUCAGAGAAUCCAUACCGGUGAAAAACCUUAUGAAUGCAGUGAGUGUGGAAAAUCGUUCACUAAGAAGUCACAACUCCAUGUGCAUCAAAGAAUUCACACAGGAGAAAAACCCUAUAUAUGUACAGAAUGUGGAAAGGUCUUUACUCAUAGGACAAACCUCACUACACAUCAGAAAACUCAUACUGGAGAGAAACCCUAUAUGUGUGCUGAAUGUGGAAAGGCUUUCAGUGACCAGUCAAAUCUCAUUAAACACCAGAAAACUCAUACUGGAGAGAAACCCUAUAAAUGCAACGGCUGUGGAAAAGCCUUCAUAUGGAAGUCACGCCUCAAAAUACAUCAGAAAUCUCAUAUUGGAGAGAGACACUAUGAAUGCAAUGAAUGUGGGAAAGCCUUUAUCCAAAAAUCAACACUAAGUGUACAUCAGAGAAUCCAUACAGGAGAGAAACCCUACGUUUGUCCUGAAUGUGGGAAGGCCUUCAUCCAGAAAUCACACUUCAUUGCACAUCAUAGAAUUCAUACUGGAGAGAAGCCUUAUGAAUGCAGUGACUGUGGGAAAUGUUUUACUAAGAAGUCACAACUCCGUGUACAUCAGAAGAUUCACACAGGAGAGAAACCCAAUAUAUGUGCUGAAUGUGGAAAGGCCUUCACUGACAGGUCAAAUCUUAUAACACACCAGAAAAUCCAUACUAGAGAGAAACCCUAUAAAUGCAGUGACUGUGGAAAAACCUUUACCUGGAAGUCCCGCCUCACCAUCCAUCAGAAAUCUCAUACUGGAGAAAGACACUAUGAAUGCAAUAAAUGUGGAAAAGCCUUCAUCCAGAAAGCAACAUUAAGUAUGCAUCAGAUUAUUCAUACAGGAAAGAAACCCUAUGCUUGUACAGAAUGUCAGAAGGCCUUCACUGACAGAUCAAAUCUCAUUAAACACCAGAAAACUCAUAGUGGAGAAAAAUUAUAAAGCCAUUAGCUGAAAAAGCCUUCAGCUGGAACUCACAACUGGGUAUGCAUCAGAUGUCUCGUAGUGGGGAAGGGGAUGCCGGAUGCUGCAAUCACUGUGCAGGGGGAAAUAGGUAUGUUAUGGCAAAUUACAGCUUAAGUGAACAGAAGGCAAACAAAGCCAAGUAGCAUCCUUCAGUCAAUUGGAAAUAUAAGUACCUGCAUCACCACAGUUGACAUGCAAUUAUAUGCAUAGGGAGACACUGAUAAGGCAUUUGAGCAAUAGUCCUGUUUGGUUGCAUGAUUCACACAGAGACCCUCAACUUCCUACAAAUGGUAGAGAUAGAGACCCCAGAGGAUGACUUGUAACCUCUGUUUCACUUUUUAGAUAAAGGACUCUAUAAAUUCAGCACUGAUUUGUUCUUCAUACCCUGGGAUGUCAAAGUCCUCAAUAUUUUGGCCACUUUUUUUUUUCAAAUUUCUAGGGUGGGGAGAAGAGUUUUCAUUGUCCAAACACCUGCAGAGCAACAAAGUCAAGGCAAAAAUCUAUUCAGGAAUGCAGAUCUGUGAGUAGAAGCCAGAAGUUUUUGUGAUCGUUGACAUUUAAAAUACAGAAAAGAUUGCCAUGAGGAACUAU